AGACAAAAAGCUAGCUAAAAUUCGCGUUCGGUUAAAGUUUUACCUUCCCUGAAACUAUGGACAAGUCUGAUAAGUCGGAUAAAAAUGAGAAGCCCGAGAAGCCCUUAAAAAUUGCAGGAAAUUUCCUCUACAUGUUUGAGUUCGUGGUGGAUGAUCUGCUGAUCACUCGUCAGAAUCUCUGUGCUCCUGAGGAGUAUCCCACCUGCACGGAGAUCACGUUCCGUUCAUCGGUAUAUGUAAAUCUCUGCGAUCGCGAGGUGGGCACCUGCGUUAACCCAUGUUCGCCCAAGUGCGGAAAGUGUGCCUUGUUUACCCUGGAUUCCCCCAUAACCGAUAAGGAUGUGCUGCAGGUGCAUGUUUAUAAGAAAAAAACGGAAAGCUGCAAGUUUUUGAUAGGUUUAUCGGAGCUGAAGGUGAAGCCUAUAUUCGAUAGGGUUAAGGAGUCCUUUGACAUCGAGAAUCCCGAUUGGGAGGGUGCCAUGUUGGGUCACAUUGCCCAGUUGCCCAAGAUGAAGGGUCCGAAUAGCAAGGGUCUGCUGGAUAAUUGUGCCUGCUAUGAGAAGCUCAAUGAACGUCAUGAGCAGUGGUGUCCCACCUCUGAGUUAUCCAAAAGAUUACUACCCCUUUUCAAUCUCUGCAAGAUGCAAACUGGGAAUAUAGUCCUAAUCCUUCGAUUAGUUUGCAAUGGUCCUGCCAUUGUGUCCACCUUUCCCUUCAGUAAGGUUUGCUCUCGGAAUCCCAAGUGCCCGGAACCCUGCUGCGGACCCUGUGGUCCCUGUCCUCCGCCUCCCUGCUGCGGUUCGUGUCCACCUCCCCCCUGUGGGCCACCCUGUCCAGCUCCCUGUGAUCCCUGCGAUCCCUGUGAUCCCUGUAGUCCCUGCUGCGGCGGAGGAGGCACUGCCACCGGUGGUCCCAUGGAGAAAAAGAGCUGCAAGGGUGCGUGUGGCCAACCUCCUUGUCGCACCUGCAAAAUGGUGGAUCCUUGUGCUAAGAGGGUGGAGCCGCCGGCCAAGUGCCUUAGGUACUACGCCUGCAACCUGGACAAAAUGUGUCCUUGUGAUUACUGCGAGGAUGAGUUCGAUAGGGAAUGUCCCACUGUUCCCACGAAGCGCUGCAAUAUGUCGCCCAUCGAACAAAAGUUGCAGAAAUGUGGUCCCUGCGGAGGAAUUCCCCCAUAUCCCCGUUUCAUUCAGGAGAAACUGGAUGCGGUUCUACUGGGCAAACCAGACAAGGAUAAGGAUGCCAAGAAGGAAAAGGAUGGUAAAAAGGACAAGAAAGGAAAGGAUGGCAAGGAGGGCAAGGGCAAGAAGAAGCGUCAGGCUGGAGGAGCUGUCUACUGUGUAGGAGAUCAUAACGGUCCAUCUGCCGUAUAUGAGGAUUGCGAACCAGCCUGCGAAAAUGUCCUCCAGGCGACCAGGAAAAUGAGGUACAAGGAACCCAGUGCUGCCGAAUGCCGCGGGAGAGAGGAGGAGUACGAUAUGGCAUGCGAUGAAGCACGAAAACGAGCUGUGCGGAAAUUGCGCCACUUACUGGUGAAGUACAAUAUCCAAAUUGAGAAUUGAAGGCCUUUGGAAUUGAGAUCUUUGAGCAGCACUCUUAAAGCAGACAACACCUGCA
Molecule: messenger RNA, 1617 nt
Organism: Drosophila takahashii
Lineage: Eukaryota; Metazoa; Arthropoda; Insecta; Diptera; Drosophilidae
Source: RefSeq, a predicted model, not a curated record